CCUUAGCUUCUAAGGCUGAGUAAGGCUUUGAUACAACCAGACUUCUGCCACCCUGCAUGCGGUAAGGUCCAGCCUCGAUGGCUACCGUGACAUCUGUACGGCGAUCGCAGCUCUAUUCGGCAGUACAUCAAGGCCUGCCCUAGCUUCCUCUUGAGUAAGGCGGGGUGGUUGAGGGUCUUGAGGAUGGGUUUAUAUCAAAUCCGACUCGACUCGCAAGGCUGUGCUCAGAUCCCCUCCCAAAGCUUACCCUUCUUUUCAAUCCGAAAUGGAUUCCGCCGCGGAUCUCAAGGCUCCUGCCAGUGCCACUCAUCGAAGCGUCGAUGACGAGAAAGACUUCGCGAACACGAAAGGAGAGACCUUACAAGCAACAGAACCAAACGGCAAUUCAGACUCUGAACGGUCCGAUGACAGACCCGAAGCCCGGACAUGGCGCACAUCGUUCUUGUACUUCGGACCACUCUCCGGCAUCGUUGCUAUGUUACUCGCCGCAGCCUCUGUUGUCGCAUGCCUGGGGGUUCUGGCGGGCUCUGACGGGCAGAGUGUUGAUGGUUGGAAGACUCCUCCAUCGACUUACAUCGCCAUCUUCACCGCCAUCGCCAACAUGUCGAUGCGAUAUGCCGCUAUACAGGGCGUGUUCAUUGCCUGGUGGCGGAGUGCUUCUAAGGGGAGUACUCUCGCUCGUCUCGAAACAUCCUGGCGCUCAGGCUUUAUGCUUCGAGGAGCGAUCACGGCCGGUCGUCGCAUGGGCUUACUCGGAUUUGCUUGUAUCUGCUCCACAAUCGUUGUGGUCGAUGGCCCGCUGAUCCAGCGUGCGUCUGGUGUCAUUCCCGUUCCUAGCUCCGCCAUGGUGCCUCUCAAUGUUACAAUGACUCCGGAGAUCCCUCACUCAGCUACCGGCGGUUGGGUGACAACAACGCAGGCUGGCAGGGCCAAAUACAACGGGUUGGUGUUCAACGAGACCAUCAUUACCGCCAAUGGCACGGCACCCAAUUUAGUGCAAGGCAUCCUUGGUCUCUCAUCAUUCUAUCACGCUACGGACCAAUGGAGAUAUAACUCGCCCCUGGGUGGUGUUAUACGAGGUUGUCCAGGCAGAUGCCUGGCCAAGCUCGAGGCACCUGCAAUGUUUCCAGUGGACUGUAAGACCGGAAGUCUCCCUGUUGACUUUCAUAUUAUCUAUCCCAACACAAGUUCUGUCGCGGAGCAAUCCACUCCUCCGCUGGAGUCGGACUCGUUCGCCACAGCCACGAGGCUCGUAGCCAACGGUCAAGAAUCAAUCAGCGUCUUUGCGGCUUUUGGGGACAUCCAAGACAACGGCACCGGAACUCUGCAUUACCGUACAUGCAUUUUUCGCUCCGGCAUUGGGUCAUACGACAUAUCCAUCGAAAACGACCAGAUUGUGAUGGAGUCGUUGCAAAACCCGAGGUUCGUCGCCUUUGCUAAUAACACCGCCGUCGACAACUCGAUGUCAAAGACGGUUGGUGGCCACCCCUCAACGCUUGCGGGCAUAUCGAGUUCGAUGAAGACAGAGAUGGAUUCGCUGGUCAGCUUCUACCGGGACAGUAGCUUCUCGGGAACACUCGAGCCUUUCUUAGAUGGACUACUGUCCCAGCAAUUUGCCAUACCUUCACCUUAUUUCAACUCAUACAGCGACCCCUUCGACUUUUUGGUGAACAGAAUGAACAGGCUUAUGGUGUACCUGGGAGGUGCGAUUGCUUCGAGCAAUGAUGCGGCCUACUACAACACUUAUUACAUGGACCCCGGACUAUCUCCACACACCGUCAUCAAUGGAGCCGUACAGGGAAUGGUGAGCGUCUACCACACCACCUACUACUGGUUCCUUGGGGCGGCGCUCAUCGAACUUUCGUGUAUUGCCGUGGUCGCACUGACAUACUGGGGCUGGUGGAGGAUGGGAAGGCCUGUGUCGCUGUCCCCACUCGAGAUUGCAAAGGCAUUCAGAUCUCCUCUGCUGGCGGAAUACAACUCGAACUCGACCGGCCGCGAACUGGCUGCUGAAGCUGGCGAAGUCUCCCUCAAGUACGGUGUUCUAGUCGACGACAAGUCAGACGGACAGACACAACUUGCAUUUGGCGAUCCUGCCCUCGUCUCUCAGCCAGUGAAGGGAAUGCGAUUCGACAAGUGAAUGUGUUCUGGAACGGAGACUGGAGACCGAAUUGGAUGUACCUGUUUCAUUGUAUGAUGAGUCAUGUAUUUCAUAUGUAUCAUCUUAUUUCUA
Molecule: messenger RNA, 2233 nt
Organism: Neohortaea acidophila
Lineage: Eukaryota; Fungi; Ascomycota; Dothideomycetes; Mycosphaerellales; Teratosphaeriaceae
Exons: 3
Coding region: 266-2140 (624 amino acids)
Source: RefSeq, a predicted model, not a curated record